This is a messenger RNA of Juglans microcarpa x Juglans regia, 1620 nucleotides long. RefSeq names its product transcription factor SPATULA-like. Lineage: Eukaryota; Viridiplantae; Streptophyta; Magnoliopsida; Fagales; Juglandaceae. Gene Ontology annotation, molecular function: protein dimerization activity. The transcript is spliced from 5 exons. Gene Ontology annotation, cellular component: nucleus. Bases 121 to 1368 code for a protein of 415 amino acids. The record is from RefSeq and is a predicted model, not a curated record.
ACCUCCAUUAGAGGAGCUUAAACCCUCUUAAAUGGAGCUAAGAAAGAAAGAAGAAAAAGUUCAGAAUAAAGCCAAAAGGGUACGUAUGAUCAGAGACGGUUUUUCUGUCACCCAAGGAAGAUGCGGACAACAAACGUAGCCCCCGGUUAUUCUUCUUCCUUUCCCCUGGCUGAUAUGUACGAAGCAGCCCCAUCUUCGGUCACGGGUGGCGCACCGGUGUCCGAAGAAAUGUACGUGUCUACCUUUCUCGACCAGUUCUUGCACCACAGCUCGUUCUCUUCUUCGAAGACCAAGUACGGGCAUUUACACCAUUUACCGAUACUACCACAACCACCGGAGGCGACGUCGGCCUCCGGAGUAUUUUUCUCCGGGGAGAAUUGUCGGGGGUGCAUCCGAUCGGCUAACCGGGACGAGUCGGAGUCGGAGAGCCGAGUCCGAGACCGAAACUCGGGUGCCGCUGUUGAUUCUUCGUACGGCGUCAAUAUCUCCAAUCCCGGCGGUUAUUUCAUUGCCGACGCGAAAGUGAGCGAUGAAAAGACGUUUUCUUCGGCUGGCGUUGUGGAUUCUAAUGCGAAGGAAAGGAGAGUUUCGUUUGAGAAUUAUCUCGGCGAGUUGAGUUGUGAUAGCGAGGUUGCGGGCGGAUCAGAAGUAAAAGCCAAGCCAGUCCCACUUCGUUCUUCAUCGAAGAGGAGUAGAGCUGCUGAAGUCCAUAAUUUAUCAGAAAAGGUUGGCCCACAAUCUUACAUUCUUUUUGUGCGUAGAAAUGCGUUAAUUUACAAUCUUCCAUGCGGAACUAUGAUUUCUGUGUUUGUGUUAAUUUCAUUGAUUGGUCGGCAGAGGAGGAGGAGUAAGAUUAAUGAGAAAAUGAAAGCCUUACAGAACCUAAUUCCAAAUUCUAAUAAGACUGAUAAGGCUUCAAUGCUGGAUGAAGCGAUCGAUUAUUUGAAGCAGCUUCAGCUUCAGGUACAGAUGCUAUCGAUGAGAAACGGAUUGAGUUUGCACACGAUGUGCUUACCAGGAGUACAGCAGCCUGCACAGUUGCCUCGGACGGGAAUCAGCUUUGGUGAAGGAAAUGGAUAUCUGAAUUCAAGCAGUGGAAUGGGAACAUUUCCUGGGAAUGAAGAAAGCUGGAGGCAACCUGUUUACAAUCUUGGCAACCGAUGCACCCUCCCCAGUCAGCCAUAUGUUAUAUCUUCAGGGACAAACGCCACCACUUUAGAAACCUCAUUAGGUUUUGAAGAAUCAUCCCAGGCACACUGUGAAACACUAAAUCUUUCAUAUUCCAAGGAAAUUGAUGAUGAUGGAACACUACAGCUAGAAUCAGAUACCAGUGAGAUUGAAAAGAUCUCUGCAUCAAACAUGUCUUAACCAUGAACUGUCCACAAAGAGGUAGGAUGUAAGAAAUUGCUGCAUCCAUCUCAAACAACUCCAAUUGAAUUAAUUAUGGGAAUAUACUGUAGGUAUCAUGGUUUUUGUAUCCAUGGGCUAUAACUGUUUCUGCACUAUAUUAUAUUUACUUUGGUUUUGUCAUAUAUAUUUGUCUCAAUGUAAUUCCUCUAUACGCCUACAAUGGAUACGUGUAAUAGAAUAGAGGUGAAUAAAAAAGACAUAUUGGCUUGA